AUGUCCCCUCCUCUCGCAGAGCGCUAUCUUGCUCGUCUCAACAUCGCGAAGCCUGAGCGACUCGAUUUCGCAGCGCUAUCCACUAUCCUCACAGCCCACUUGCGGGCCAUCCCUUGGGAGAACGUCACUAGCUUCACCGGGACUCCUGUCAGCGUGGAUGAGGAGGACGUGUUCUCCAAACUACUCGAAGCACGCCGCGGCGGUUACUGCAUGGAGCACGCGAUAUUGUCGCGAGCAGCCCUGGCGGCUCUCGGCUUCAAGACCGAAGCGAUCCUCGCUCGCGUGUACUUUGGACCCACCACCGAUUCAGCAUUGGCACAAACGCAUUGCGCUACCGUCGUCCACAUUGACUCCGCAGAGUACCUUUUCGACGCCGGCUUCGGGCGUGCGACGCCGACCAUCCCCGUGCGCCUGAACUCUGGCUCGGGUGUUCAGGAAGGGUCGUAUGGUGCUUACCGCGUUCGUCCCGCGGCUGAAGCACGCGAGGACGUCGGGCCUAACAAGAUGGGCGGCGACGUCAUCCUCGUACUCGAGUCUGCCUUCGGCGAUGCCUGGACGCCCCUCUACGGUUUCACCCCCCGGCCUGUCGUCGACGCCGACAUUGUCGCUAUGAAUUGGUUCGUCUGCACCUACCCCGGGGGCUUGUUCUCCUCGAACCUUCUUUGCGCAACGUGGGACGGCAACUAUCGCGUGACCUGCUUCGGGGCGCACUUCAAGAAGGUUGACAGGCAAGGAACGGCCGAGGCAGAUGUUGCCAGUAGGGACGAUGUGCAACAGUGGCUCUGCACUGAGAUGGGCCUGGGCCUGGACCACCAGAUGCAAGCAGUAGGAGACAUCUACCGUUUAUAA
Molecule: messenger RNA, 849 nt
Organism: Cutaneotrichosporon cavernicola
Lineage: Eukaryota; Fungi; Basidiomycota; Tremellomycetes; Trichosporonales; Trichosporonaceae
Exons: 3
Coding region: 1-849 (282 amino acids)
Molecular function (GO): acetyltransferase activity
Source: RefSeq, a predicted model, not a curated record